AUCACAAAGCUUCUCAACCCCACAAGUAAGAAAUACUACUAAGUAAAUGUUACUCAGUUGACAAUGAUAUAUUGGUUUCUUCAACCUCUUAUGAGUAAAGCAAAUACAGCCUUGAAAGCCUUCAACAAAGCCUCGUUUUUUUGCACAAAAAAGGAAAAAAUAAACAACUAGUGAUUUGUACACUAGAUCAAAAAGUAGUGAGAGAGAGAGAAAAACCAACUGAGAGGAAGAUGAAGGAUCGUAUAGCUAUUCAUAACACGCAGAGAAAAGACAAAAAAUAAUCUUCGAGUUGAGUUGAGUUGAGGAUCAGUCAAUAAUCAUAAGCAGUAGCAAAUGAUGGCUGGAAACCCUACUAAUUGGUGGAGCAUGCUAAUGAAUGGAAAUAAUAUGCAUCAACAAUCUCAGCAUAUUUCUUCUUCGUCUUCUUCUUCUUCUUCGCAUUUUUAUGGAGCUUCUAAUUCUUCUUUAGCUGAUAAUUCAAACCAAUAUUUCCCACCUCGCUCAUUAAGCCAACUACUUCUGAGUGGAUUUUCUGGUGAUGAAGAAAAGUUUGGUAUUAGUCCUUUUCAUCAAGCAGGAAACUCAGAAGACCAAAAUUUGAAUUCAGUCCAUAUUCCAUCAGCUUCUAAUUUUAGGGUUAAUCCUAAUAUUGAUGAUGUAAAGCCAGAGCUUGGCCAAUUAUACGACUAUCAUCAUCAUGUCCAAAAUGAAUUUCAAGCAUCACUACAAGAAAAACUGGAAUUAUCAACGGAUUUUACCAAACACGCCGCAUACACGUGUCGACCUCUUCUUGCUAAUUCUUGGUCUCAACAUCAAGAUAUGCCAUCACCAGCUAGUUCUUGUAUUACAACAGGUUUAUUAAACCAUAAUGUUUUGAACUUUUCCAGUAAUAAAAACAACAAGGGGGAACUCAAGCAUCAACAUCCAGACAAUUCAUCUGAGUGUAACAGCACAAGCAGUGGUGGGAUAAGUAAAAAGGCUAGGGUUCAGCACUCUUCAGCUCAACCUUCUCUAAAGGUAAGAAAGGAGAAGCUAGGGGAUAGAAUAACAGCACUUCACCAACUUGUUUCUCCAUUUGGAAAGACUGAUACAGCCUCCGUCUUGUCAGAAGCUAUUGGCUACAUCAGAUUCCUUCAGGGUCAAAUUCAGGCAUUAAGCUCUCCAUACUUGGGCAAUGCAUCAGGAAGCAUGGGUCACAUUUCCCAACAAUCAGAUUCUCAACACAAAAGGAAGGAUUUAGGGAGUAGAGGGUUGUGCUUGGUUCCUAUUUCUUGCAUGCAAAAUGUAGGAAGCGAUACAGGCGCCGAUUACUGGGCUCCAGCUCUAGGUGGAUCAGGAUUUUGAUGUAACGAGUAUUUACUCUGAUGAUGGGAUUUUCGUUGAUACACUGACAGUGAAAAGAUAUUUUACACUGUUACUGCCGAGAUAAUGAUGAAGCUCAUGGAAUAUUGAAUGAUAUAUAACAUCAUCAGCAGUCAUUUUCAGUAUGAAAGUCAGAGCUGACUGUUGGUGAUGCUAUAUAUUUUGCAUUCGAAAUCGGGUGAAGGAUUUAGUGAUAUUUUCCAAUGCCAAUAUGGUCCUAUUUUCUUGAUUUUCAUGAAUAAUCAUACACUACAAGUAGUUCAUAUGUGAGUGUUGUAUAUGUAACUUGGAAAUCAGUUUACAUCCUUUGAUCAUUUUAUCGAUCUUUCAUUUCAAGUAUAUAUACGUUUAUGUUUAAGUCAAAAGUUUGAUUAUUGGAUGAGACUUGCCGGUGA
Molecule: messenger RNA, 1757 nt
Organism: Nicotiana attenuata
Lineage: Eukaryota; Viridiplantae; Streptophyta; Magnoliopsida; Solanales; Solanaceae
Product: transcription factor bHLH68-like
Exons: 7
Coding region: 334-1344 (336 amino acids)
Biological process (GO): regulation of transcription by RNA polymerase II
Cellular component (GO): nucleus
Molecular function (GO): DNA-binding transcription factor activity, RNA polymerase II-specific; protein dimerization activity; RNA polymerase II cis-regulatory region sequence-specific DNA binding
Source: RefSeq, a predicted model, not a curated record